This is a messenger RNA of Gadus chalcogrammus (walleye pollock), 2423 nucleotides long. RefSeq names its product sulfatase modifying factor 1 (gene sumf1). Lineage: Eukaryota; Metazoa; Chordata; Actinopteri; Gadiformes; Gadidae. The record is from RefSeq and is a predicted model, not a curated record. Bases 1024 to 2253 code for a protein of 409 amino acids. Gene Ontology annotation, cellular component: endoplasmic reticulum. The transcript has 9 exons.
UUGUGCUGACUGGGGGCCCGACGGUUAAUGAUUGGAGUCAGUUAGUCAAGAGAUACACAUAGUGACCUGAACCGGUCUAUUAGGCAAAUUCAACGUGUGUCGACGAUGGUCGUCCGUUUAAACUACUUAUCAUUGUCUCAAUAACCAGUUUUUUAAUGAAAUACUUCAGAUCUUCUGAGGUUACAUUCCAGUGCCUUCAUUUAAAUGGUUUGGUAGCCCACACCUCUUUUUGAAGGCGAUAGAUUUCAGAGGGACAAAAGAAAACGGUCAAAGCGCGUUACUUUAGAUAACUCUUAAUUUCAACAGUUACAGUAGUCUGGUCGUGCAGGGGAACGGAGCCGCAACAUGUUCACCAACAUGUUCACCAACACACUAAGGGUGGUCGCGUCUCCCGUCCACAGAACCAGAAUCUAUCCUCCCAGCCCACAGAGAGGGGACUUCUCAUUCCAGAAGGACAUGGAAAUGCACACAAGUUGCGCUCUCAACUUUACCUUCGCUGUGGUUAACGUUCAGAAGCUCGGCAUGAACCGCAUCCCCUGAGGAAGCAUGCUGCAAGUCUCCUCUCCUCUCAACAGGCCACCGGACAGACAGACAGCCGUCACAGGAGCUCCAGGACGGGACAGGUUAACCCCUCAGUGCGGCGGAGCGGUGCAGGCGCAGCUCGGUAUCGACGCUCUCUGCGCUGGACGGGUUCCAGAUCAUCUGCGGGGACCAGACCCGUGGAGACAUCUGGGAAAUGGAGUUGUUUCCUCGGUCCGGCCCGCCCACAUCAAGGACUACAAAUCCACAAAAUGUACAAUAUUUAGAGUUAUAUGUAUAUAUAUGUAAUAUAUUUAAAUUCUGUUUAGUAUGAGGAAUUAGCUUUCAUAUUUGUGAAUUUUACAUGGCGGAUACUAGAUAAUAUAGCCAUAAUAAGGCAUUACAUUUCCAUCGCCAGACUGCAAAGAGUUAACCAUUGAAGCUGUCGAACCACGUGACUUUAAGGAAGUCCUUGUCAACAAGAGAGUACAGGCGGGUGAGAAGAUGCUGCGAUGCUUCACUUUCACUCUCAUAGUCCUCACGAAGUACUCUGCGUUCUGCACUGAGGGUCCCGGCCUGGUCCCUCCAGACAUGGUGGUCGACCCGGUACCCCCAGACCUGGUGGUCGGGACCCGGGCGGACGAUCCGGUCCCCCCAGACCUGGUGGUCGACCCGGUCCCUCCAGACCUGGUGGUCGGGACCCGGGCGGACGGCGCGGUCCUGUCGGAGUCAGCUGGGUGUGGAUGUCAAAGCCUGAAGAGGGACUCUGUUUUGGACCCCGAGGGAGGCAGGACCUCCUCAUCUGUCAGCCCAGAUGUUAAAUACUCCAGAAUGAUGAACGAGAUGCCCUCAAACCCUCGGGACGAGGACGAGGAUACAACAAGCAAGAUGGUGCUGAUCCCGGGAGGAGAGACCCUGAUGGGGACAGAUGAGCCGGGCAUCCCCCCGGACGGGGAGGGACCCCAGCGGCCGGUGGUCCUGGAUCCCUUCCUCAUGGACACCCAGGAGGUCUCCAACCUCCAGUUCCAGGCGUUUGUCGCCGCCACGGGCUACGUCACUGAGGCGGAGCAGUACGGAGACUCGUUUGUGUUCGAAGGGAUCCUGAGCGAGGAGGUGAAGAAUCAGAUCAGCCAGGCGGUGGCUGCCGCCCCCUGGUGGCUGCCGGUGAAAGGCGCCAGCUGGAAGAGCCCGGAGGGGCAGGGCUCCGACGUCACAGAGAGGCUGCAGCACCCGGUCCUCCACGUCUCCUGGAAGGACGCGGAGGCGUACUGCUCCUGGGCCGGCAAGAGGCUCCCCACGGAGGCAGAGUGGGAGCACGCCUGCAGGGGCGGCCUCAAGGACCGGCUGUUCCCCUGGGGCAACAAGCUGACCCCCAAGGACCAGCACUACGCCAACCUCUGGCAGGGAGACUUCCCCACGCACAACUCUGCCGAGGACGGCUACGCGCAGACCUCACCGGUGAUGUCAUUUCCUGCCAACGGCUACGGCCUGUACGACAUGGUGGGCAACGCGUGGGAGUGGACCUCCGACUGGUGGACGGUGUAUCACACCACGGACCGCCAGCAGAACCCGACCGGGCCGUCCUCCGGCUCCGAGCGGGUGAAGAAGGGGGGCUCCUACAUGUGCCACAAGUCCUACUGCUACAGGUACCGCUGUGCGGCCCGGAGCCAGAACACGCCCGACAGCUCCGCCUCCAACCUGGGCUUCCGCUGCGUCUCGGCCGAGCAGCGCUGACCUUCUGACCUUCACCGUGAUGACCCCUGACCUUCACCAUGGUGACCCGCUGACCUACGCCAGUGACCUGCUGACCUCCAUCACAUUGACCCUUGACCUUUACAAUGGUGACCAUCAGACCUUCAUCAGACCAUCGUCACAACAACAAGCACACUGGAGGCCUCCUUGAG